AUGAUGAUAAAUAAUCAAAUCUAUUAUUAUCCAGAAAGAAUCGAUGAAAAUAGCGAUGAAGUCAAUUUGAAUAUGUCAUUUACCGAUCAGCAACAUCUGUCAACAGAUAUUUGUUCGACACAAUCGAUUAAUAUUGAUACUUUAUCAAAUGGAUCUAGUUUCGACCCACAUACAAAUAACAAUAAUACUUCGAUGGCGAUCAACAAGAACAAUACGAAUUAUUUCAAAUCUUCGUGGCAACAACAAACAUUAUCAAGUGACGACGAUGAAGAUGAUGAUCAUUCAAUUGUUCUGUAUAAAAUUCAAAUCAUUUUUACUAUUCCGUACCCGGUGACGAAUAAUUCUAUUCUUAACAAAACAAUCUUUAUUCGAGAUGUAAAAAACGAUGAAUUACUGGCGAUAUUAACCGAUGUUUGUGUCAAUGCAUCGUCAUUUAUCCUUAAUUAUUCAACUAUUAAACCAUUACCACAUAAUAUAUGUUUGCAUCUUUUAUUAAAUCUGACAUCGACAGCAAUCUUCAGGGAAAUCAUCUUUUGUCGUACCAUCGAAGAUCUAUCAAACACAGAAUCUUCUUCACAUGACACGGAGUCAGAGAGUCAUUCUGUAGGACCUAGUGGGUACUUCAUUCUGUCCCAAUGCGUGAUUAUUUUUAUAAUGAUGGCCAUCAUCUAUAUAGUUCAAACGGCCCGCGAGAAAAGUCUUGUUAAUCGUGUCGGACAACAUUUAAUUCACAGUCGACCAUAUAUAACUGUGUUCGGUGCGAGAACAAACGAGACAUCGGCAAACAAUAGAAAAAAUACUUCGAUUGAAUCAGCAACUACACUUCAUGCUGGAUUAAAUCAAGUACCAGCUCGUCUGCAGUUAGCAUCAGUGGCUAAUGUGAAACUAAGCGCACCUAUUGAAGAACAAGUUCUGGCUGCUAAUGAUUUGACAUCGACGAUGUACGAUCGAAGAGCUUCAAGGGUAUAUAUUAAUCGUGAUCUAAUCAAUGUAAAAGAAUUUACUAAACGAUUGAGUAUACCGUGCGAAACAUCGACUGAUAGUCAAUCGCAUGUUUCGAAUGAUAAUUAG
Adineta ricciae is the source of this 1071-nucleotide messenger RNA. NCBI's taxonomy places the organism in Eukaryota, Metazoa, Rotifera, Eurotatoria, Adinetida, Adinetidae. The record is from the annotation of a GenBank genome assembly.